AUGGCUACUGCUUCUAUUACACCAAUGGGCGAUCAACUAAAGAACACAACAUUUCGUUUUAAUGAAAUAGCUAGAGAAUCUGGUAAGAUGUUACCACCACUCUAUGGUUAUAACAAACAGCACUUAGUAUCGCUCGAGGAAGCGACGGAGUUUCUCCAAGAUUCUAUUCCAAAUCUCAUUGGAUACAUCAAUUCAGCUAAAGGUCGAGCGAUAGAUACUACCUAUAACUUAUCCUGCGAUGAAGCUGCUGCUAUUACCUUGUACACAAUGGAAUGGGAACCAUAUACCGACGCAUUUUAUUAUGCUCUUAAUACAAAUUUACGUUUGGAAAAUCGAAAUGUUAUGAAACCGUGGUUUCCAUAUCUGAAGUUACUAUUCACUGCAUUAGCUCGUCUUCCAAAACAAGGAGAUAUUGUUGUUUACCGUGCAAUUCGUUAUGAACAUGAACACCAAUACGACCAAUAUAAGCAAGGAGCUGAAUUGCUUUGGUGGGGCUUUUCUUCAUGUUCAGCAGAGCGAAGCAUCAGCGAACAAGAGCAAUUUCUCGGUAGUGAUGGUUUUCGAAUAUUAUUCAUUAUCAACUGUAUUGAUGGAGUAGAUAUCAAAGCGUAUUCUACCUACCAGACUGAAAACGAGAUUUUACUUCUACCAGCAACGAAAGUUCGAGUUCUUCAAGUUGAUAAUGUUGAAAGAAACUUUCGAAUUAUUUAUCUUCGGCAACUACCCACACCUACGGGUCUUUUAGAAUCUGUAACAUUAACGGAUACAUCAUCUAAAAGUCGACUUUUGAAAAGAACUUUAUCAGUAUUUCAUCAUUCAAAGCAGAGAUAUAACCCGAAACUGCUCGAAGAAAUAGGUCGUUACAGACCAGGCACAGAUGUGUGUUUAUCCCGUCGAUACUAUGAGCAUGACGAAUUCGACACUGUUGUCACCAGCUAUAUUAUCGACAAACGAUGUCCAGGAAUAGUCUUACGUGAAAGUAAAAUAACCGCACAAGAUGUACGAAUUCUCUCGUCAGUUUUGCUCAUUGAUGGAGUCGCUUUAGAAAGAUUAUACUUAACUAACAAUCGAAUUGGCGAUGAUGGAGUCGAGCAUCUUACCAUUGCGCUUUCGCUUAAUGGUAAUUCUAAACUGGCACAUCUUUGCUUAGCAUCGAAUCGCAUCACAGAUGUCGGUGCUGUGCACAUUGCGAAUAUGCUUGAGACAAAUCGAUCGUUGGUGAAUUUAAUGUUGGGAAGAAAUAAAAUUCGGGACGAUGGCUUACAGAAAUUAGUCGAAGUUUUAACCACCAAGAACAGAACAUUGAAAGUUCUUUCUAUAGAACGGAAUGAAUUCAAGAACAGUGAACCUAUUUUUCAGUUGUUGGAAAAGAAUACGUCGAUGAAUGAAAUUAAUAUAAUUGGCUGCAACUUCUCGAGUACAGACAUAGCAGAAAUACGAAAAGUCGCUGCUAGAGUGAACAAAAAAGUUGUGUACUGUUAA
Adineta ricciae is the source of this 1482-nucleotide messenger RNA. Lineage: Eukaryota; Metazoa; Rotifera; Eurotatoria; Adinetida; Adinetidae. The record is from the annotation of a GenBank genome assembly.